Molecule: messenger RNA, 1925 nt
Organism: Phragmites australis (common reed)
Lineage: Eukaryota; Viridiplantae; Streptophyta; Magnoliopsida; Poales; Poaceae
Exons: 9
Coding region: 158-1456 (432 amino acids)
Biological process (GO): intracellular protein transport; activation of GTPase activity
Molecular function (GO): GTPase activator activity
Source: RefSeq, a predicted model, not a curated record
AGUACAUUUUCCAGAAAGAAUCUCUCUCUACAACUGCAGGAGAUCUGCUCCCCUCUCCCCUUCCAUUCUUCCUUACCGUUCCGCCCCACGCCCACGACCGCCGGCGUCUUCCGCUCCUUCCUCGCGCAAUCUAGGUUGCUAGAUCCUUCGGUAGGGGAUGCGGAAGAAGGGGAGGGCGGUGCCGGAAUGGCUCAACAGCCCGCUCUGGUCGGCGCCCCCGCCGGCGCCGGCGCCACCGGACCCCUACGGCGCCGACCUCGCCCCGCCACCGCCCCCCAAACCCCCGACGCCGCAGUCGCCUGCUCCUCCCGUGCCUCCACCGCCGUCCUACGCGGAGGCGGUGGGGGAGGGCAGAGGUGGGGAGGAGGAUGGCGGCCGCGGGGAGGCGGUCCUGCGGGCGCACCUGCUCGCUGACUUCAAGGCCGCGCUGUUGAAGAAGGUGGUUAACAUAGGGGAGCUAAGGAGGCUCACCUGCCUCGGCGUGCCGGACGGCGGCGCCGGCGUCCGACCCAUCGUCUGGAAGCUUCUCUUGGGAUAUUUGCCAAUUGAUCAUGCUUUAUGGUCUUUUGAGUUGCAAAAAAGGUGGAGCCAGUAUAGUGCAUAUAAAGAAGAGUUUCUUCUAAAUCCUUCAGAAAAACUAUGGAGAAUCGAGGAAUCAAAGCUGUCAAGAAAGAAAGAGUUAAAUACUGAGAGGAUUGGCGUGCUCCCAAGAUCAGAAGUUACUAAUGAAGAGCACCCUUUAAGCUAUGGUAAAUCUAGCUUGUGGAACCAAUACUUUCAGGAAUCAGAUAUACAAGAACAGAUAGACCGAGAUGUAAAGCGAACACAUCCAGACAUGCCAUUUUUCUCUGCCAAGUCUAACCAGGAAUCUCUAAGGCGUAUUCUCGUUAUCUUUUCAAAAUUAAACCCCAGCAUAAGAUACGUGCAAGGAAUGAAUGAAGUUUUGGCACCUCUAUUUUAUGUAUUCAAGAAUGACCCUGACUCAAGCAACUCAGCUUCAGCUGAAGCAGACACAUACUUUUGCUUUGUUGAAUUGUUGAGUGGCUUUAGAGACAAUUAUUGCAAGCAUCUUGACAAUAGCAGUGUGGGUAUUCGGUCUACUCUUUCGAAGUUGUCUCAACUCUUGAAGCGACAUGAUGAAGAACUAUGGCGUCAUAUGGAGGUCACUACCAAGGUGUACCCACAAUAUUAUGCAUUUAGAUGGAUCACAUUACUUUUGACAAUGGAGUUCAGCUUCAAUGUAUGUCUACAUAUCUGGGAUGCUAUCUUGGGUGAUCCAGAAGGCCCACCGGACACCUUGCUGAGGAUAUGCUGUGCCAUGCUCAUCCUAGUCCGGAAGCGCCUCUUGGCUGGAGACUUCACCGCCAACAUGCAGCUGCUGCAACACUAUCCAGCAACUAACAUUGAUCACCUCCUCCACAUUGCUAACCGGUUGAGAGGAACCGUAGCCAGCUAGUGACUCUCUUUCUUCCCUGCAUGCUUGUACUUCAGUUUUGUCCAUGCGGUAUUCAUCUGGUUAUAUCACACAGUAGCAAUGUGGGUAUGUUGAACAUAUCAGUGUUUUUAGAGUGGUAUUGUUGCUGUGUUUUGUUUCGCACGUUUUGGUGUGACCAGCCGGAAUGUGGCUGAAGGUGAGACCCUGAAGGUGUCGGGGCUCUAGAUAGCGUGCUUCAGUUUUUUUAUUACAUUGAGAACACUCGCCUGGCAGUUGGCCCUACGGGAAAGGAAAGAAUUGUUGUAUUUAUUCCGUGUGAAGAAGGAUGCUGCUGGAUAUGUAAUGAUGUAGAGCGAGGGGCAAAAAGUGAUUGUUAUCUGUUGCACUGUACUUAUCUUUUUUGAAGAAUUAGAAGAUGUAGAAAAACUUGUUCAGGAAUGGAAAAACAUCGCAGGAUGGGAAUGAUUCUGCCUAUUAUUUGUUGAUCAAA